UUCUCUUUGGGUUUUCUUCUCUUUCAUAGACCCUUCAUAUCCUCUCUUUCUUUUGAUUCAAACCUCAAACAUUCAUCUUCUGAUCAUCCAUUAAUCCAUCUGUGUGCAUGAACUCAUCACCCCCCCAUUAAAUACAAAUCAAAAGCCUUUUAAUUACUGUUUUCAUGGCAGGAUCCAUGAACAACUGGUUAGGGUUCUCACUCUCACCUCAAGAUCAGCAACAAAUGGUUGAUUCACAAACAUCUAUUGUUGAUAACUUCAACUCUGAUGACAUUUCCGGCACCGGUAGUGAAUGCUUUGAUCUUGGUUCCACCGCCGUUCACUCCACCAUACCUUCUCUCAACCUCCAUCCUCCGUAUGGCAUACUUCAACCCUAUCAUAAUCACCAUGAUUGGAACAUGAAAGGGAGCUCGGAGUUGUCGGUUUUAAUGGCCGGUGGUGGUUCAUGCAACGGUGAAAACCCUGAAAUACAACCUCCAAAGUUCGAAAAUUUUCUAAGUGUUGGUAAUGGCGGAGAUUAUAUGUACUCCACUAUGCAACUUCCGCCUCAACCGGCGGUGACAGAGGUAACAACCACCACACACGAUACCACCAGAGGAAGCAACAACAUGACCAAUAACAGUAGUAUUGGUCUUUCCAUGAUAAAGAACUGGCUCAGAAAUAACCCAACUCCAUCUAAUCAAAACACCACUACCACAAGACCACCGCUUAAUCAAGAAAACGACAACGGGACAGGGACGGCGGUGACAGGUGGUUUUACUGGUUGUGGUAGAAGCAACGAGCUAUCUUUAUCCAUGAGCACCGGCGAUACUGGUGCGUUUGUUGUCAGUGGCGGUGGAGACAGUUCUUCUUCCGAUAAUAAACGGCAGCAAAUGGAGGUGGCAACUACCGUAGAUAGUGAAAGCGGCGGUGUGACGACGGAAGUGGUGCCCCGAAAAUCAAUCGAUACGUUUGGACAAAGAACUUCCAUUUACCGUGGUGUCACAAGACACAGAUGGACGGGGAGAUACGAGGCUCAUUUAUGGGACAAUAGUUGCAGAAGAGAAGGACAAGUUCGCAAAGGAAGACAAGUUUAUUUGGGUGGUUACGACAAAGAAGAUAAGGCAGCAAGAGCUUAUGAUUUAGCUGCAUUGAAAUAUUGGGGUACCACAACUACGACAAAUUUCCCUAUUAGCAACUAUGAGAAGGAGAUCGAGGAGAUGAAACACAUGACAAGACAAGAAUACGUAGCAUCACUUAGAAGGAAAAGUAGCGGUUUUUCUCGAGGUGCUUCCAUCUAUAGAGGUGUGACAAGACACCAUCAACAUGGAAGAUGGCAAGCAAGAAUUGGAAGAGUUGCAGGGAACAAAGAUCUUUACUUGGGAACUUUUGGCACACAGGAAGAAGCUGCUGAGGCUUAUGACAUUGCUGCCAUCAAAUUCCGUGGACUGAAUGCAGUCACAAACUUUGAAAUCAACAGAUACGACGUUAAAUGCAUACUUGAAAGCACCACCUUGCCGGUUGGUGGUGCAGCUAAACGUCUCAAGGAUGCAGAACAAGCCGCUGCCACUGAGUUACUUCGGGCUGCAAAAGAUGAUCACUUGACCACCCAACUGACCCACGAAGGACUCAACAGUUAUGGCACCAUGACAUGGCCGAGCUCCAUCAACUACCACCACCAAGCCCUGGCUCAAGCACAGGCGCAACCGUUUAGCAUGCACUAUCCACAACACUAUAACGCCUCGAACCAACAACGAUUAUGGUGCAAACAAGAACAACAGGAACCCGAUGGUCAAAGUUUCCAAGACCUUCAACAGAUUCAUCAGUUUUUCCAACCUGCACCCAACUCUUCGGUGCUUCAUAACCUCAUGAAUUUGGAUUCAUCUUCAAUGGAACAUAGUUAUAGCAGUGGCGGAGGAGGUGAUCACCAGGUUGUGGGAUAUGGUGGCGGGGGUUAUAUGAACCAGAUUAUGGCUACUGCAACUACUGCUGACUCGUCACAUGAUGGUGAUGGAAACUUGUAUUACCAUCACCAGGGAUCCGGUUUUGGAGGUUGGGUGCCGACUGCCAUACCAACGCUUCCAGCAAGAACCGCCAACCUGGUGGUGGCUAAUGGCGGCGCUCCCACAUUCACGGUUUGGAACGACACAUAGUGAAGAUUGCUUGUAUCACAUGAGUACCAUGCACACAAAUUGAGAUUUUUAGAUGCUUCUUAUGCAAAUUUCUGUUCUUGAUGAACUGGGAAAGAAGAGGAUUAUUAAUUUUAGGG
Lactuca virosa is the source of this 2248-nucleotide messenger RNA. Lineage: Eukaryota; Viridiplantae; Streptophyta; Magnoliopsida; Asterales; Asteraceae. The record is from the annotation of a GenBank genome assembly.